Helianthus annuus (common sunflower) is the source of this 1624-nucleotide messenger RNA. Its product is annotated as mitogen-activated protein kinase 3. The transcript has 6 exons. Gene Ontology annotation, cellular component: cytoplasm; nucleus. Gene Ontology annotation, biological process: protein phosphorylation; intracellular signal transduction. NCBI's taxonomy places the organism in Eukaryota, Viridiplantae, Streptophyta, Magnoliopsida, Asterales, Asteraceae. The record is from RefSeq and is a predicted model, not a curated record. Bases 243 to 1352 code for a protein of 369 amino acids. Gene Ontology annotation, molecular function: ATP binding; MAP kinase activity.
AGAGAUGUGUGAAUCAAAAAAAUAUACAUAAAGAUAAGUGGUGGAAUCUAGUAACGACAAAAACGACAUAAAAAAUAAAAAAUAAAUAAAUAUAUUGUAAUCCUCUCUCUAAACGCGUAAUGGUUUGUCUGGGCAUCUUCUUCUUCAGUUCUUUCUUCUUGAACUCCAUAACAUACAUACAUAUAUACAUAUAGCCAGAGCUAGCUGCAGUAACCGAAAACUAACAACCAACAGUUGUGCAAAUGGCAGACAAUAGCGGCGGUCACGACUUUCCGGCAGUGGCUACUCACGGUGGUCAGUUCAUCCGGUACAACAUAUUUGGUAAUGAAUUUGAGAUCACCAACAAGUACCGUCCUCCGAUCAUGCCGAUUGGUCGUGGCGCUUAUGGGAUCGUCUGUUCGAUGCUGAACGCUGAGACGAAUGAGAUGGUUGCUGUUAAGAAGAUUGCGAAUGCUUUCGACAAUUAUAUGGAUGCAAAGCGGACGCUUCGCGAGAUUAAGCUUCUUCGACAUUUGGAUCAUGAGAAUAUCAUAUCUAUAAAAGAUAUAAUCCCACCGCCUGUUCGAAGAGAGUUCACUGAUGUCUACAUCACUACCGAGCUUAUGGAUACCGAUCUUCACCAAAUUAUUCGGUCCAACCAGAACUUAUCAGAAGAACAUUGUCAGUACUUCUUGUAUCAACUCCUACGCGGCUUGAAGUACAUUCACUCUGCGAACGUCAUUCACAGAGACCUCAAGCCUAGUAAUCUGCUGCUGAAUGCGAAUUGCGAUCUGAAGAUUUGUGAUUUCGGGCUUGCUAGAACAAGUGCGGAGAAUGACUUCAUGACUGAAUAUGUUGUCACCAGAUGGUAUAGGGCUCCUGAGUUGCUACUUAACUCUUCUGAUUACACCGCUGCUAUCGACGUGUGGUCGGUUGGUUGCAUUUUCAUGGAACUCAUGAACAAGAAGCCUUUGUUUCCUGGUAAAGAUCAUGUGCAUCAAAUGCGCAUAUUAACCGAGCUUCUGGGUACACCAACCGAAUCUGAUCUUCGGUUUAUUAGAAAUGAAGAUGCACGGAGGUAUCUUGCGCAGCUUCCUCAACAUCCUCGACAGUCAUUAUCAACGGUUUUCCCACACGUUCAUCCAUUAGCCAUUGAUUUAGUUGACAAAAUGUUAACGCUGGAUCCAACUAGACGAAUCACAGUUGAAGAUGCAUUAGAUCACCCUUAUCUUGCAAGACUACACGAUGUAGCCGAUGAGCCAAUAUGUGCGGAUCCUUUCUCGUUUGAAUUUGAGCAACAAGUUCUGCGAGAAGAACAAAUUAAAGACUUGAUUUAUGAAGAGGCGUUAGCACACAACCCGGGAUUUGCUUAGAAGAAAACACUUGGGCAUCUCAUGGUAUUAAUCUAUCGAUUAUCAUCAUCAUCAUCAUGUGUUUGUUCUCCGGUUUUUAAUUUGUGGUUUUAUUGCUAUUUGGUUUACGGGUGGUGUUCAGUUUUCGGUUUCCUUUUGGUACCUUGUGAUUUCUGCUGUUGAGAUUGUAAACUAGAUUUUUAGAAUGAUGUUCUGUAAUCUGUAGUCAACUGUAUAACUACUUGAGAUCUAUUUAUGUAUUUUGUUGCAUAACAUGUUCUUAUGAGCAGAAA